UCUCAAUGUUAACAGCUUCUUCCCCCUUAAGACUACACUUCCCGGCAGGCCCUGCGGGAAACGUCCUUACGUGCGUGUGACAUCAUCGGCGUGCCCCGCUGCGUGAUUUAGAGGUAGAAGCCAAGAUGGCGGCGCGCUGGAGUAGCGAGAAUGUUGUGGUGGAGUUUCGGGACGCUCAGGCGACAGCAAUGUCUGUGGACUGUCUUGGGCAGCAUGCCGUGCUUUCUGGGCGCCGAUUCCUCUACAUUGUUAACCUGGACUCUCCCUCCAACGGGCACCGCAAGAUCUCCCGCCAGAGCAAGUGGGACAUCGGAGCAGUGCAGUGGAACCCACACGAGAGCCACGCACACUACUUUGCUGCUUCGAGCAACCAGCGAGUGGAUGUAUAUAAAUGGAAAGAUGGAAAUGAAGAGGUUGGUACCUCCUUGCAGGGGCACACGCGUGUGAUCAGCGAUUUGGACUGGGCGGUGUUUGAACCAGAUCUGCUGGUGACCAGUUCGGUCGACACAUACAUCUACAUCUGGGAUAUCAAAGAUACCCGGAAGCCUUCCGUCUCACUUUCUGCAGUGGCGGGAGCCUCCCAGGUGAAAUGGAACAAGAAGAACGCCAACUGCUUGGCCACCAGCCACGACGGGGACGUGCGCAUUUGGGACAAGCGAAAACCAGGCACUGCCGUGGAAUACUUGGCGGCACAUCUUUCCAAAAUCCACGGCCUGGACUGGCACCCGGACAAUGAGAGCGUUUUGGCCACAUCCAGCCAGGACAACUCCGUCAGGUUCUGGGAUUACCGACAGCCGCGGAAAUACCUCAAUAUCCUGGCAUGUCAGGUUCCGGUUUGGAAAGCCAGGUACACGCCUUUCAGCAAUGGCUUGGUGACAGUCAUGGUCCCCCAGCUGCGGAGGGAGAACAGCCUGUUGCUCUGGAACGUUUUUGACCUGAACACUCCAGUCCACACUUUUGUGGGGCACGACGACGUGGUGCUAGAGUUCCAGUGGAGGAAGCAGAAGGAAGGGUCAAAGGAUUACCAGCUGGUUACCUGGUCUCGGGAUCAGACGCUACGGCUGUGGCGCGUGGACGGCCAACUACAGCGGCUGUGCUCCAAUGACCUCCUGGAUGGAGUGGAGGAGCUCAUUGAUGGGAUCUCUCUGAUGCCGGAGGCGGACAAGGCCCUGCCUUCCCAGGACACCGAGCCCCAGCAGAACUCCAACCAGGGCGAGGAGGAAGUCUUAAAAGAUGACUCCCAGAAGAGCCUCCUGGUGGGGAAGAAGCUGGACCAACUGGGGCUGCCCCAGACUCUGCAGCAGGAGUUCUCCCUCAUCAACGUUCAGAUCCGAAAUGUCAACAUGGAGAUGGACGCAGUGAAUCGCAGCUGCACGGUCUCUGUGCACUGCAGCAACCACCGGGUCAAGAUGCUGGUGAUGUUCCCUGCCCAAUACCCCAACAAUGCCGCCCCCUCUUUCCAGUUUGUCAGCCAGACCACCAUCCCUUCCACCAUGAAGGCCAAGCUGCUCAAGAUCUUGAAGGAUACCUCCAUGCAGAAAGUGAAACGGAACCAGUGCUGCCUGGAGCCAUGUCUACGCCAGUUGGUCUCCUGCCUGGAGUCUGUCGUGAACCAAGAGGACAGCUCCUCUGGCAACCCCUACUCCGUCACGCCGCCUUUACCAACCUUCCCCCGGGUCACCAAUGCCUAUGGUUCCUAUCAGGACUCCAAUAUCCCUUUUCCCCGCACCUCCGGAGCACGGUUUUGCGGGGCAGGGUAUUUGGUGUAUUUCACCAGACCUAUGACGAUGCACCGUGCUGUCUCCCCAACAGAACCAACACCCCGAUCCCUGUCGGCACUCUCGGCCUACCAUAGCGGCCUCAUCACUCCCAUGAAGAUCCGGACAGAGACCCCCGGCAACUUGCGCUUGUAUGGCGGGAGCCCCACCCGCAGCGAGAAGGAACAGGUCUCCAUCAGCUCCUUCUACUACAAGGAAAGGACGUCUCCUUGCUCCGCCGGACGGCGUUGGUCCAUACAAGCCAUUAAUGACUUUCCGAAAUCGCGAAGAUGGAAGAGCAAACGGGAAGGGACCGACGCCAGCAACCGGCCUAUCAAAGCCGCUGGGAAGGUGAUCAUCCAGGACAUCUCUUGCCUGCUCCCGGUCCACAAAUCGCUCGGGGAGCUGUACAUACUCAACGUGGCUGACAUCCAGGAGACCUGCCAGAAGAACGCAUCCUCAGCGUUGACCGUCGGGCGGAGAGAUCUCUUGCAGGUCUGGUCACUGGCCACGGUAGCCACCGACCUCUGCCUCGACCCGAAUUCCGACCCAGACUUGGAGACCCCUUGGGCCCAGCAUCCGUUUGGUCGCCAACUCCUGGAGUCUUUGGUGGCCUAUUACUGCCAGCUCCACGACGUGCAGACCCUGGCCAUGCUGUGCAGCAUCUUCGAGGCCCAGGCCAGGCCCCAGGGAUCCCUCAGCCCCACUGGACUCCUGCCUCAGCGCAUCUCCAGCCACAGCCGAUAUCCCAGCUUCACCUCCUCAGGGUCUUGUUCCAGCAUGUCAGACCCCGGGCUUAGCACCAGCAGCUGGAAUAUAGCAGCAGUUAACAAAGAGGCGGAACACACUCCGGCCUGGUGCGAAUCAUCGCCCGAAGACUUCCGCUUUGGGAAUUUGGCCUACGCUGACCACCGAGAUCGAGAGAAGGACCAGCACGACAGGAACAAAAGGCUUCUGGAUCCAGCCAACGCCCAGCAAUUUGACGACUUCAAGAAAUGCUACGGAGAAAUCCUAUAUCGCUGGGGCCUGAGGGAGAAGCGAGCCGAAGUGCUCAAGUUUGUCUCUUGCCCCCCGGACCCUCACAAAGGCAUUGAGUUUGGCGUCUACUGCAGCUACUGCCGCAGCGAAGUGCGGGGCAUCCAGUGCGCCGUCUGCAAGGGCUUUGCCUUCCAGUGCGCCAUCUGCCACGUGGCCGUGCGGGGCUCCUCCAACGUCUGCCUAGCCUGCGGUCACGGGGGGCACACCAGCCACAUGAUGGAGUGGUUCCGCACCCAGGAGGUCUGCCCCACGGGCUGCGGGUGCCACUGCCUCUUGGAGAGCACAUUCUGACCCUGCGUCAGGACAACUAACCUCAAGAUGGGGUCUCUAGUAGUGGGGUCCCUAUUGAAAAGCCACAGGUGACUCUGGCUUCCUUGGGUCCUUAGGAGGCGAUCGGGUCGGGUCGGGUGAGUGGUGGUCUUGGGCGCUCUGUGGGGAUUUCCUGCCUCAAGAAAAGCCGUACGAGAGGCAGCCAUUGCAACGGGGACGGACCAAAGCUAAUUAGGUCUAUAAUGUGAUGUGGGAGGAUCAGGGUAGACCCCUAAGUCAGUGGCCACACGUGGGAUGGUAUUAGUAUCACUCCUUCCUAAAACUGCCUUUUCCUUGGCCUUUGGAACUUUUUGGUAUUUUGCAGGGAUGGAAGGACCAAAGCGGAGACAGCUUCCUUUUCAAACAUGAUGUCACUUCCUUUUUUGCCAUUCCUUCCUGUGAAAAUGUGUGACGUCGGUGUGCAAAAUGCGAGCGUUGCGGCAGAAAUGUCAUUUCUCUUCCAUCAAAAUAGCUCAAUUGACAGAACGUCGUGGGUCUGCACGAUCCGUUCCCUUUUUUUGACAAAUCAUGGUGAUACCUCAGUGACUUAGGGCACGUGUGUGUGAGAGAGAGUGUGUAUGUGUGUGCUUUUGCCCCUGUUUCCAAGGGACGGUAAAAAUUGCAGGAUGGGAAUCGACCAGUUUGAUGCAAACGGGGUCUGAGAACUCAGAAAGCACCCAUGAUGGUUAGGAUGAGUUUUUGAUGCUGAAAUGCUUUGUAGUUUUGUUAGAGGGAGCCUUCUUCUAACAGAAAAUUCACAAAAAGAAUUAUUUUUGUACAAAUCUGGGUUCAAGAUCUUUCAAAUUGGGUCUGGAGCUUCUGAAUCUGGACUUGCUGAGCUCCUCAAGAGCAUGGAAGCUGCCUACGGUGUCAUUUCCAAAACGUUGUAGUUGCGGGAGUGUGUUGUGUACAUUCUGUAAUAAAAUGAGAGCUUUUUUCUAAA
This is a messenger RNA of Anolis sagrei ordinatus, 4047 nucleotides long. Lineage: Eukaryota; Metazoa; Chordata; Lepidosauria; Squamata; Anolidae. The record is from RefSeq and is a predicted model, not a curated record.